Messenger RNA from Suillus paluster, 1767 nucleotides. RefSeq lists its product as uncharacterized. The coding region runs from base 1 to 1767 and encodes 588 amino acids. Gene Ontology annotation, molecular function: NADP binding; N,N-dimethylaniline monooxygenase activity; flavin adenine dinucleotide binding. Lineage: Eukaryota; Fungi; Basidiomycota; Agaricomycetes; Boletales; Suillaceae. The transcript has 12 exons. The record is from RefSeq and is a predicted model, not a curated record.
AUGGCGAACCGGCUGACCCUCCCUACUCUCGAUAAACUCAGAAGUUCAGUUUCUCCCGAUGUCGACGUUCAAGCGGUAGCCGGUCAAUGGUUCUCAGCUUUCACGGAAGCGAUCCGAUCAAAGAACGUACCAGCAAUCAUAGAUCUCCUUGUCGAUGACGUCUUCUGGCGCGAUAUGCUCGCUCUCACAUGGGACAUUCGUACCUUCCAAAGCACCCCUUCUGUUGAAAAAUUCCUCACAGAUCGGCUCCCACUGUUUACUUUGUCUUCUUUCACGCUCAAGAAAGAUCUUGUAGAGCUUCAGAAACCAUUCCCCGAUCUCGCGUGGAUACAGGCGUUUUUUGGCUUUGAAACUACAGUCGGGAUUGCCUCUGGGGUGUUCAGGCUUGUACCACUUGCAGAUGGCUCAUGGAAGGCCCAUACGAUCUUCACGAACUUGGAAGAUCUCAAAGGUUUCCCUGAACAGAAUGGUCCCAGGCGGAACCACCAGCCAAACCAUGGAAAGUGGGCUGCGAAGCGUGCACGUGAGAUUGAGUGUCUCGACGAGGAGCCCAGCGUCAUAAUCAUAGGAGGCGGGCAGAGUGGGCUUGACGUAGCAGCGCGGCUUAAGAUGCUUGGCAUGAAGAAUCUGGUGGUGGAGAAGAACGAGAGAAUCGGUGAUAAUUGGAGGAAGCGUUAUGAAGCGCUGUGUCUCCACGAUCCCGUCGGGCAUGGCCACAUGCCAUACAUUCCUUUCCCGUCUUCAUGGCCUUUAUAUACCCCUGCGCUGAAACUUGCAGAUUGGCUGGAAUUCAUAUGCACACAGUAUGGAGCUCGAUGUGUGGACCAGUGCCACCGUGAUACGGAAGGAAGCGAACCUUUGAGGUCAAUCAUGUCGUGUUUGCCUUGGGUUUCGGCUAGUGGUAUGGCGAACAUACCGGAUAUCCCAGGUCAGGACGAGUUCAAGGGGCAGAUAUUGCAUUCCAUAAAAUACAACCUUGCGACCGAUCACGCAGGAAAGAAGGUUGUUGUUGUUGGGGCGUGCACGUCUGCGCAUGACAUAUGUGCCGACUACGCUGAACAUGGCGUUGAUGUGACCAUGGUUCAACGCAGCCCAACUUACAUCAUGUCCGUAAAGGAGGGCAUGCCGAGGUUAAUGGCGAUGUUCUGGGAGGGUGGCCCUCCCACUGAUAUCGCAGAUCGCGUGGGCGCGUCUUAUCCGAAUUUUCUGACCAAGUUACUGCACCAACGCCUUACCAAGGUCAUUGCUAAGGCGGAUAAAGAGAUCCUUGACGGGCUGCGAAAACGGGGCUUCAAGUUAACGUUUGGCGAGGACGACUCGGGUCUUUUGUCUUUGGUGUUGAGUAAGGCAGGAGGAUAUUAUCUCGACGUCGGAGCUUCACAGAUGAUUAUCGAUGGGAAGAUCAAACUCAAGAGCGAUGGGCCAAUCUCGCGCUUUACGCAGACAGGUUUGCUCUUCGAAGACGGUUCCACUCUCGAUGCGGACGUGGUCGUUUUCGCUACUGGCUACGCCGAUACACGUGAUGCCUAUCGUGCGCUACUUCCGGAGUCCCUACAUGACAAAGUGUAUCCUAUCUGGGGCCUUGACAAAGAAGGAGAGUUGAACACUGUCUGGCGCGAAGUUGGUGGGCGCGGCAAAGAGGGGGAAGCACUUAAUGGUAUAUGGAGUAUGAUGGGGAACUUGGCGCGUUGUAGGUUCCACUCCAAGCAUCUCGCAUUGCAAAUCAAAUCAUACGAGGAAGGGAUUUUCGGGACGAGGUAUCAAUGA